Molecule: messenger RNA, 1188 nt
Organism: Stereum hirsutum FP-91666 SS1
Lineage: Eukaryota; Fungi; Basidiomycota; Agaricomycetes; Russulales; Stereaceae
Exons: 6
Coding region: 1-1188 (395 amino acids)
Source: RefSeq, a predicted model, not a curated record
AUGGACCGUGACCCCGAGCACGACGAAACCCACAACGCCGUCAUAGGUAGGAACGGGCGCAACCUACAUAUGCAUAACCCCAACGCCAACUUCAAUCCUUUCGCUGCCGGGUUCGGAGCACCACUCCUUGUGAACCCUGCCGCGUUACAAAUGGGCGUGAUGCUCGUGAACCAAGCCUUCACAUCCGGAGCCUACUCGCAACAAGCUAUUCCAGCGGCCAUGACCAUGCAGGGGCCUCAGAUGGAGGAUAACUCUACCGACGAGUCGAUACUCAUCGACAGACUAUUCGUCGGGAAGAUCAGGGGGCUUACGCUGCUGCAGUCCAUUCGAAGUCUCGGAACUCCCAAAAACCGGGAGGGCCAUUGGAAAGACCUAUACAUCGACCGAAAGGCGUAUAUCGACGAGGAGGUCAGAAAACUCAUUGAAGGAGAUCGUGCUGGCCCUGUUCCAAAGGUUGAGAAGAAGAAGAAUCUUCACAUGACCACAGUCAACUUGCACCCCUCACGCAGCUUACGCAACGCAGGCUCGUCCAAAAACAAGAGCAAUGGCAUCGACGAUCUUUGGAUGGCCCCAAAGAAGGAGCCUAUCGCGCCCGUCCAUGGCCCGACGACGUCUACACCACCCUUGUACACGAAAGCAGACGACAAAUACCUGACCAACUGCUUCGCGUGGCAAUUAAAGCAGGAUCCUUCGCAGUCGAAGACUGAAAUCUGCGCGAAGAUAGCGUCGAAGGCUCCUUAUCAUAACUCUGCGGGCUGGUCGAAACGUGCGUCGAAAUUUUUGGAGAUAACGAGGAUGCUCUCCCAGGCCGCGAGGAUCGCUAGCGGUCGUGACGGAACCAACAAGGACAACAAUGAAGGCGAGGAAAGCGAAUCAGAGGGCGAAGGCGCGCCUCUGACAGACUUGGAAUCGACCGAUGAGGAAGGAGAAGGUAUUGGUCAGGCGGGCCAGCCGUAUACCUCACGCGAACGUCGAACCAUCUGGGAAUGGAUUGGGCAACACAGCAAGGGCGAGUGGGAAGGAAUGUCCAUGGAGGAAAGAUGGUCCAUUAUGAAGACAAAGCUUCCACACCGUGAGAUGCAUGCGGUUCGAAAGUACUACAUGAAGAACUCCGAGUUGUUGGAUGCGAAGGCGGAGGAAUACAGGAAGCGUCGGGAAUGCAGACUUGCCGCCAACUGGCAGCAGUGA